This is a messenger RNA of Brassica rapa (field mustard), 1020 nucleotides long. RefSeq lists its product as uncharacterized. The record is from RefSeq and is a predicted model, not a curated record. NCBI's taxonomy places the organism in Eukaryota, Viridiplantae, Streptophyta, Magnoliopsida, Brassicales, Brassicaceae.
AUGAAUCCAAAGUUAUUUUUGCUCUUUAUAGAUAACGUGUUUUGUUCUGGGGGUCAUGAGUCCCGUCCGCAAAUACCAUGUUGCAGCAUCCACUUAUCUUCUCAGUCUUUUUGGGCCAUCGAACCUGUUCAAGCGGACUUCUGGGCAUGGAAGAGAUUGCUUAAGCUCAGAAUUCUAGCUAUUAGAUUCUGCAAAUCUGUGCUAGGAAAUGGACGAACAACUAGUUUCUGGUUUGACGCUUGGACGCCAUUGGGCCAACUGAUCACUUACUUGGGGCCUCUCGGUCCAAGGGCUUUAAGAGUCAGAAAGGAGGCAGUGGUAGCGGAUGUUGCUAGAGACUCAGCGUGGUCUUUACCUCACCCCCGAUCUCAACAGGAAUUUGAUAUACACUCUCAUCUCACUACUAUAGCUCUUCCUCUAUCUCAUGAUAUUGUUGAUGAAUACGAAUGGAUUGUUGAUGACUCUCCUUCAAAUGUUUUCAGUGCCUCUACCACAUGGGAAGCCCUGAGACCAAAGCAGGAGAUUCAAGACUGGCAUGACGUGGUCUGGUUCAAAGGAUCAAUACCGAAGCAUGCCUUUACAAUGUGGACAGCUAACUAUGACAGGUUGCCAACAAAGGCCCGGCUUUCUACGUGGGGUCUCCCGAUCUCACCCCUUUGCUCCUUCUGUUCAAGAGAACCAGAAACGAGGGAGCACUUGUUUUUGACAUGCGAAUACAGUCUCGAAGUCUGGAGCUACGUCUUCAGCAGAUGCCAUCCUCCUACCUCUCCACUCACGGACUGGGCAGAGCUACUCUCUUGGAUCCGAGCCCCUAGCUCUAAGAGACUAUCUCUGCUUAGGAAAUUAACAACUCAAACUGUGGUGUUUCAGUUGUGGAAACAGCGAAAUAACUUGAUCCAUAACAAGAUCUCUCUCCCGGCGACCGCGGUCUUCAGGAGCAUUGACAAAGAGCUGAGAAAUGUUAUCUCUGCUAGAAGGGAGUAUAAGAGAUUCAAAGAUCUUAUGGCAAUGUGGCUUUGA